UUUUUUUUUCUGGGUGUUUGUUCUUUUGCUGAUUGGUUUUGUUUUUGUGUAAUUUUUCGUCUAAAAGUUCCCAUUCUGCGUGAAUUUGCUUUUGGAAUAUUCUAGAUCUACUGCUUAUUUGCUUUAGAUUUUCAUGUUGGCUUUCCCCCCCAUUUGAUUAUUCCCCACCAUGUUUCUGGAUCGACAUCUUUCAUUAAUGAGUCUGAUACUCUGGGUUCUGUUUUUAUCCUUUUUUUCUGGGUGUUUGAUCUUUUGCUGAUUGGUUUUGUUUUUGUGUAGUUUUUCGUCUCAAAGUUCCCAUUUUGCGUGAAUAUUCUUUUGGAAUAUUAUAGAUCUACUACCUCUUUGCUUUGGAUUUUCAUGUGGCCUUUUUCCCCCAUUUGAUUAUUCCCCUCCAUGUUUUUGGAUCUUCUCCUUCGAACGUCAAGACAAUUUGUACACUUUUGCUCGUAAGGUUAAAAAGGUUUAUAUUUAAUUCAUCCUGUCCUGUAGUCUCUGGAAGUGUUAGGUGUUCCUAUUGGUUACGGUUAUUUGGUUCAGAGAGAGAGAGUGAUGGCUUCUCAUCGUCAUUUCAUAAUAUGCGUCUUGUAUAUGGCAUUGUAAUUUGGUGUUUUUUGUGUAAUAUGUUGAGUGUUGUGCAGAGGUUCAGACAAGUAAUAGUCUUGAUUAGAAAUUAUGGAGUCACAUCUUGCUGAUGAUCUCCAUUUGAAGUGUUUUCUAACUUUGUCAGAAGACUGCCUUCUGUGCCACACUGAGUGGCAACACUAUCAUGGCAUCUGGCAAUCCUUUAUUUGAUGACAUGAGAAGUAAGCCAGAGGUUAUUGAUCCUCCUCAAAAUGAAGACAUGAUGGAUGUUGGUGAAAGUGUGAAUGAUCCUGCUCAGACAGCUUUGAAACCUAAUGUGACGGUGUCUAGCAGUGUCCGCGAAUUGUUAGAGUGCCCUGUGUGCUUAAAUGCUAUGUAUCCUCCUAUUCACCAGUGCUCAAAUGGUCAUACAUUAUGUUCUGGCUGCAAACCCAGGGUUCAUAAUCGGUGCCCCACCUGCAGGCAUGAACUUGGUAACAUCAGAUGUCUUGCAUUAGAGAAGGUUGCAGCAUCUCUUGAACUUCCGUGUAAAUAUCAGAGUUUCGGGUGCAUGGGCAUAUACCCAUACUACAGCAAGUUAAAACAUGAAUCACAGUGUGUUUUUAGACCAUAUAACUGCCCCUAUGCUGGAUCAGAAUGCACAGUGAUAGGUGAUAUUCCUUAUCUGGUUGCCCACUUGAAGGAUGAUCACAAAGUUGACAUGCAUAAUGGUAGCACUUUCAAUCAUCGAUAUGUCAAAUCGAAUCCACAUGAAGUUGAGAAUGCAACAUGGAUGCUAACGGUUUUUAGCUGCUUUGGUCAAUAUUUUUGUCUACAUUUCGAAGCUUUCCAGCUGGGUAUGGCCCCUGUCUACAUAGCAUUCUUGAGGUUUAUGGGUGAUGACAAUGAAGCAAAGAACUAUAGCUACAGCCUGGAAGUGGGUGGGAAUGGAAGGAAGAUGAUAUGGCAAGGAGUGCCUAGGAGCAUAAGGGACAGCCACAGAAAGGUGCGUGACAGUUUUGAUGGUCUCAUCAUUCAGCGAAACAUGGCUCUUUUCUUCUCUGGUGGAGACCGGAAGGAAUUGAAGCUUAGGGUGACUGGUAGGAUUUGGAAAGAGCAGUGAGGUGAUAUCUUUCCAUUCUGUUGAGUAACCAGAGGUAGUAAAUUGGUUUUGCAGUGUGACGAGUCUUCUGAUCAUGUAUUCUUUGAGUUGUAAGAAGGCAAACUCUCUUUGCUUGUCCAUGCACCAAAUACAUGAAUGGGAGACAUGACGCGUUUAUGCCUGCAGCGAUAAUAUUUAAUUAGAUUUAGAUGUGCUAUUCUGCACUGCCAUAUGUAGCAAUUCAUGGACCACAAAUGUGUGCGUUGAAUUAGUUAAUGCAUGAACUUAUCGUGGAGCCAUCUACUUGAAAUUUUGCUUUUAGUUUC
Messenger RNA from Manihot esculenta (cassava), 1992 nucleotides. RefSeq names its product E3 ubiquitin-protein ligase DIS1. The record is from RefSeq and is a predicted model, not a curated record. Gene Ontology annotation, cellular component: cytoplasm. Bases 770 to 1687 code for a protein of 305 amino acids. Gene Ontology annotation, biological process: multicellular organism development; ubiquitin-dependent protein catabolic process. The transcript is spliced from 4 exons. Gene Ontology annotation, molecular function: protein binding; zinc ion binding; ubiquitin protein ligase activity. Lineage: Eukaryota; Viridiplantae; Streptophyta; Magnoliopsida; Malpighiales; Euphorbiaceae.